Sciurus carolinensis (gray squirrel) is the source of this 691-nucleotide messenger RNA. RefSeq names its product multifunctional methyltransferase subunit TRM112-like protein. Gene Ontology annotation, biological process: peptidyl-glutamine methylation; tRNA methylation; rRNA (guanine-N7)-methylation. The record is from RefSeq and is a predicted model, not a curated record. Gene Ontology annotation, molecular function: protein heterodimerization activity. The transcript has 5 exons. Lineage: Eukaryota; Metazoa; Chordata; Mammalia; Rodentia; Sciuridae. The coding region runs from base 1 to 591 and encodes 196 amino acids.
AUGGCGGCGGCGGUGACCCUCGGCUCCUGCUUCACACACCUGCAGGCAGGGAGGCGGCAACGGCUGCGGCGGCGGCGACACCAGAGCGGCGGGCCUCGCAGUGCGCAUGCGCCCCGAGAGCUCCCCCGCGCGUCCGGGCGGGCACCGCGCCGGCGCAGAACGGGAGAUGGCGAGGGGAGAGAAGGCGCGCAGGUGGAGCGCCCGCCAGGCCCGCGAGGGUCUCCGACCAGGCUGCUCACCCACAAUCACCUGUGCGGGGUGGGGCCUCGUGGCUUCCCCCUGCGCCUCCAGGCCACCGAAGUCCGAAUCAACCCCGUGGAGUUCAACCCCGACUUCGUGGCGCGGAUGAUACCCAAGGUGGAGUGGGCGGCGCUUCUGGAGGCGGCGGACACCUUGCACCUGGUGGAGGUCCCCAAAGAGCCGAUCGAGGGCUAUGACAACGACGAGACGUUUCUGAGAAAGAUGCACCACGUGCUGCUGGAGGUGGACGUGCUGGAGGGCACCCUGCAAUGCCCGGAGUCUGGACGUCUGUUCCCCAUCAGCCGCGGGAUCCCCAACAUGCUGCUGAAUGACGAGGAAACCGAGACUUAGCUGCCAGGCACCAGUUUUGCCUUUUGUGACCGUGUGUAUCUUUGUUGAUAUAUAUUUUGCUAGUUCUGCAGUGUGUAGCCCCAGCCCUUGACCUAAUGAC